UAGGCUCACGUGAGAGCGGCGCUUCUGCUUUCCACCACCACUCAGGAAGACUGUUCGCAGUGGAGCGCGAGGCGCUGUACGCGUGUCGGCACUUUGAAUUGCAAUCGUCGCAGGCAGAGAGGAAGGUGACCCUCAAACUCGGGUGCACAGAUGUGUUGGGAGCAGACAUGAACGCCUCUGGAGCCGAGAGCAGAGCCCACUCAGGAUGUAACCACGACAUGAGCGAGUGGGAGGAGCACAUGGAGAAGAUGUACAGCUACUUCUACCUGCUGCUCUUCGUCCCAGGACUCCUGCUCAACACCACCGCUCUGUGGGUGCUGUGGAGACACAUCAGCAAGAAGUCCAAGACGGUGAUCUUCAUGAUGAACUUGGCCUUGGCAGACCUGGUGCACACGCUCUCUCUCCCUCUGAGGAUUUACUACUAUUUCACUCACUCCUGGCCCUUCGGGAGCGGCCUGUGCUUGUUCUGCUUCUACCUGAAGUACCUCAACAUGUACGCCGCCAUCUCCUUCCUGGUGUGCAUCAGUGUGCAGAGGUGCUGCUUCCUCCUGGACCCGUUCCUGGCCCGCAGAUGGAGGCGGCGCUCUGACCUGGUGAUCAGCGCUGUGGUGUGGGCAGUGGUGGGCCUCAGCUGCUCGCCCUUCAUCUUGAUGCGGAGCGGCGCCUCCAACACCUCUGAUGCGCAGCAUGUGAGCGAGCUGAGGGACUCCGUGGAGGGAAGCGCUCCACCCCCAUUGGCCUCCUCUCCCAAACCCAGCUGCUUUAAAGACCUGCCCAUGCGUCGUCCCUCCACCGCGUUGCUGGUCAGCAUGGUGGCUCUGGCUGAGGUCUUUGGCUUCCUGCUUCCUCUGCUGUGCAUCGUCUACUCCUCCGUCCGCAUCAGGCGCUCCCUCGCGGUCCAGCAGAACCACGCAGCUCUCCAGCCCAAGAACCUGAAGCACUCCGACGGCGAGAAGAGCCGUGCGCUGAAGAUGGUGCUGAGCUGCUCCCUGGUCUUCCUGCUCUGCUUCGCCCCCUACCACAUCAACUUCCUGCUCUACAUGAUGGUGCAGCAGGGCAUCCUGAGCCACUGUCCCACCAGGCUGGCCGUGCUGCAGGUCCACCCGGUGUCUCUGUGCCUGGCCAGCCUCAGCUGCUGCCUCAACCCUCUGCUCUAUUACUUCCUGACCGCGGAGUUCCGGCUCCACAUCCGGAGUCGCACCUCUUCCUUCUCCAGCUCGCUGAUGUCCUCCCCCAUGAGCCAGAGGCCGCGGCCGGAGGACAGCAGAGACGCUCCCAGGUGAACCACACACCCACCGCUUGUAUCGCCACAGCAGUCCGGCCAUGUUUGAAGUUUAGCCACCCAAACGCUGAACUUGGUUUUUGUCAGAGAAGCUAAAUACUGACACCUUGAAAGGCAUUUUAUUGGCUCUGUAGGCGAUUAUUAUUGUUUCUAUUUGGCUCCUCUUGUAGCAUCAUGCCAUUGAGCGGAUGAGAGCAAAAAUAAAAACACAAUGUGAGGAUGUUUACUUUAAAUUAAAAAUGGCUGUUUACGACCAAUAAAA
This is a messenger RNA of Synchiropus splendidus (mandarinfish), 1544 nucleotides long. It is a transcript of the gene p2ry10, whose product is annotated as P2Y receptor family member 10. The record is from RefSeq and is a predicted model, not a curated record. The coding region runs from base 168 to 1283 and encodes 371 amino acids. Lineage: Eukaryota; Metazoa; Chordata; Actinopteri; Syngnathiformes; Callionymidae. Gene Ontology annotation, molecular function: G protein-coupled receptor activity. The transcript is spliced from 3 exons. Gene Ontology annotation, cellular component: membrane. Gene Ontology annotation, biological process: positive regulation of Rho protein signal transduction; phospholipase C-activating G protein-coupled receptor signaling pathway.